ACAUUGUUUGUUUGUAAUGUUGACUUUUUGAUAAUAUUGCCGAUACCUUAUAAAAUUUUAUUCACUAUUUUCUCCUAUUAAUGUCGCGAUGCAUCUCUACGGUUUUACCUCAUAGUCAGCAAUAAAUCACUUAGCUUAAUUGUGUCAGCCCUAACUAACUCUAGUUUUUUGUGUGGUGUAAUUACUUUAGUUCCUUUUGUUGACGCCCUGUGCCUCUACAAAUGCCAAGUUCUCAUCAUGGAUAGGAAAACAAUGAGCAGCGAGUUACUAAAUUCUGACUCCUGUAAUCUUCACAAUGCCAGCUCAGACUCGCUUGGCUCCGACUCGAUGUCCAGCUCCUUGACGUCGAAGGUUGGAAACGAAAAUGUUGAACCUGCAGAUGCCGUUCCAACUGUUCGACCUGAUGACCCUCCACUUCUACCAGGUGAAAAAGUCCAAGGUGUUGCCAGGGAAGUAACUUAUGUCUGCCCUUACAGUGGUCCCGCCCGAGGUGUUCUGUCAGUAACCAAUUACAAGUUACAUUUUCGGAGUUUGGACAGGGAUACACCCUAUGUCAUCGAAGUACCUCUUGGCGUGGUGAACCGGGUAGAGAAAGUUGGAGGACAGCUUAGUCGAGGAGAGAAUUCGUACGGAAUCGAAAUAUUUUGCAAAGACAUGCGGAAUCUCAAAUUUGGUCAUAAACAGGAAAAUCAUUCCAGACGAAAUGUAUUUGAGAAACUGCAGCAGUAUGCCUUUCCUCUUUCUCAUAAACUGCCUUUAUUUGCAUUUGAGUACACUGAAAGGUUUCCGGAAAAUGGAUGGAAUGUUUAUGAACCUAUAGCUGAACUGAAAAGAAUGGGAGUUCCUAAUGACAUGUGGAAGAUCACAAAAAUCAAUGAAAACUACACAAUUUGUGAUAGCUACCCACCAAUAUGGGCUGUUCCUUCCCAAGUCACAGAGGAAGACUUGCGUCAAGUCGUACAGUUUCGAAGUCGAGGUCGAGCACCUGUACUGUCGUGGAUACAUCCAGAAUCGCAAGCGACCAUCACACGAGCAUCUCAACCUUUAGUCGGACUUGGUGCAAAACGGAGCUGUGAAGAUGAGGGUUACAUUCAGUUGAUAAUCGAAGCCAAUGCGCAGUCUCACAAGUUAUUCAUCAUGGAUGCAAGGCCUAGUGCAAAUGCUAUCGCAAACAAAGCAAAAGGUGGUGGUUAUGAGCCUGAGGAUACAUAUCAGAAUGCAGAGCUCAUUUUCCUGGACAUUCACAACAUCCAUGCCAUGAGGGAGUCAUUGAGGAAACUUAAAGAAUUAUGUUUCCCUAACAUCGAUGAAUCCAAAUGGUUAUCAGGAAUUGAGUCGACAUAUUGGCUGAAAUAUAUUAAAUGCAUCUUGGCUGGAGCUUGUCGAAUUGUAGAUAAGGUGGAGAAUCAUAAGACUUCAGUUUUAGUUCACUGCUCGGAUGGUUGGGAUAGAACUUCACAGCUCACAGCUUUAGCCAUGCUGAUGUUGGACCCUUAUUAUAGAACUCUCAAAGGAUUUGAAGUUCUAAUCGAGAAAGAAUGGCUCAGUUUUGGUCACAAAUUUCACCUGCGAAUCGGACAUGGCUCAGACAAUCAUUCAGAUGCAGAUCGUUCACCGAUCUUCCUUCAAUUCAUCGACUGUGUUUGGCAAGUGACGCAGAUGUUUCCAAAUGCCUUCGAGUUCAACGAGUUUUUCCUCAUCAAUAUCAUUGAUCACAUGUACUCCUGCCGAUUCGGAACAUUUUUGUUCAAUAGCGACAGGGAAAGAACCAAUGAAGGCGUCAAACAGAAAACGGUAUCAUUAUGGUCUUAUUUAAAUUCAUCAAUUGAUCUCUACAGAAACCCUCUCUAUCAUCCUCAGCCACAUGUUCUAGAGCCAAUAGCAUCCAUGAGAUAUAUUCAGUUAUGGAAAGGCUACUAUUGUCGAUGGAAUCCUAGCAUGAGGCCCCAGGAUCCUAUUUACCAAAGAACACGGGAGCUUCUCGUGCUGAAAGAGCAGCUAGAAAAGAACCAAGAGGACUGUCGGAAAGAGCUGAGGUCUCGCAUUUCACGCUCAAUUGGCUCACCAUCACGAUUGGUUGCAUCACCAAAGCACUAGUAGCUCAAAGGUAAUCAAUUGAUUGAUUUUUCCUUUCCUGCAACUUCAAGGGGGCCUGGCUAAAUACAUGUAGGGCUGUAGCUUUGCUGCGAACUGUGCCUCAGUUCAUUGAUCUUAAACUGUAGAGGCAAAAAAGUCUUGCAAAAAGAAUGUAUGAAAGUAAGAGAAAAUGUAUGUCUGGAAAAGUGAGCAAAUUGGACAGAAAAAAUGCAUAAAUCUGGAUACAUUCAGAAUGGUUGGUUUUGAAGUACCUCAUUAAAGUCAGUAAACAAAUAUUUUUGUGCACAGCAGUGAAAGUAUGAGGAUUUUCUAAAUAAAUAUACCUAUCAGAAAAUUUCAGUGAACUAUCAAGAGAAAUUAGGGAUUUUGGAAGUGAAAAAAAAUAUAGAUAUUUAUUUCUUCCUGUUGAAGAGGAACCAUUUGCUGGGUUGAUUACUUACGUGUGAUUUACUUUAGCUGUUUAUAACACUAAGCAUUAAGGAACAAUAAACCAGCAAGAAUCGCAGGGAUAUUUUGCCUACCUUUCUCAUUGAAUACACCCUUUGAAAGUGGAGCAAUUAGAUGCAGUCAAUAUUUCAUUGAAAUAGGUCAAAUAAUUAUCAGGCAAAAAUGACACAAAUUUUUGCUUCUUAAAUCUCGGAAUAUCUUGUAAGGCUUUCUUUCUUGACCUGAAAAAGAAACACAUUAAUUUUUUCAUGAAAUUAAACUUGAAUGCAUUCCAAUUCUCCCAUAAGUAAACUGGACCAAAAAAAAAUGUAGGCUCUUCGUUUUAUACAAUUGACCAAACUUGAAACUGAAUACUUUUGUUUAUGUGAAAUUUGAAGAUGUCCGAUAACUGCAUCAAAGGCAUUUUCAGAACCACUAAGAACAAACUGUUGCUCCUAUUUUUUAUGUAACAUCUUCCGUGAUGCACUGACAUUUUCUUGAGAUGAUGUCAGUCGCUACUGCUUCUCAUUUAUAGCCCUUUUAGAGACUCUUUCAGUUUCUUACUUCCCGAUUAUUACUGCUUAAUUUUAAAAUUGCAAAGCUUAUAUAUAUGGCAUAAGUAUUUUCACGAAUUCACUGGGCCUGUAUGUCACCUUGGCUCCAUCAAGCAAAUAAGAAUUUGACAGGCCAUCAUUAAUUUUUUCUUUGAAAAAUUUUUGAGACUGCGGUUAGUUGGGGAUCGCUUGUAUCAUUUAGUGAGCCAAUCACCACAAGGUUGAAUUCAAUUCUCUAUGCUUAAGUGCUGAUUCCACAGCUCGUGGUCAAUAAAAAGUAAAAUGAUAAAAUAAUAUGUCAUACUCUAUAGGAAUGCUCCUUAACUAUCGAAAAUUCCGAGUUAAAU
Molecule: messenger RNA, 3424 nt
Organism: Bemisia tabaci
Lineage: Eukaryota; Metazoa; Arthropoda; Insecta; Hemiptera; Aleyrodidae
Source: RefSeq, a predicted model, not a curated record